Knipowitschia caucasica is the source of this 1326-nucleotide messenger RNA. The record is from the annotation of a GenBank genome assembly. NCBI's taxonomy places the organism in Eukaryota, Metazoa, Chordata, Actinopteri, Gobiiformes, Gobiidae.
AUGAUCCAGAAACUCAGAGGAAAGAAGGAGUUCACGGUGUUAGCGACGGUCAGACAAGAGCAUCUGAACUCUGGGGUCAUACUCUCCAUCCACCACCAAGAGAACAGGUUCUUGGAGCUGGAGAGCAGUGGUCAGCGCAGUGAGAUCCGCCUCCACUACAGAACCCGGGGUCAGCAGCCGCACACGGAGGUCUUCCCCUACAGCCUCGCCGACGACCAGUGGCACAAGCUCUCCAUCGCCAUCAGCGCCUCACACAUGGUCCUGCACAUCGACUGCAACCGGAUCUAUGAGCGAGUGGUGGAAGCUCCUUAUAUGGACAUCCCGGAGGACGCAGCGUUGUGGCUCGGACAGAGGAACUCGGCUCACGGAUUUUUCAAGGGCGUGAUGCAGGACGUGGAGAUGGUGGUGAUGCCUCAGGGCUACAUCUCACAGUGUCCCGACCUCAACAGAACCUGUCCCACCUGUAAUGACUUCCACGGCCUGGUGCAGAAAAUCAUGGAGCUGCAGGACAUUCUGGCUAAAACCUCCAGCAAGUUGUCUCGAGCGGAGGAGAAGAUGAACGGUCUGGACGGUUGUUACUGUGAGAGGACGUGCAGCGUGAAGGGCUCGGUCUACAGAGAGGACGAGGGCUGGACCGACGGCUGCCGGAACUGCACCUGCUCCAACGGCUCGGUGCAGUGCGAGGCCAUCUCCUGCCCCCCCCCUCAGUGUCCGAGGGGGACGGUCGCGGCCUACGUGAGAGGAGCCUGCUGCCGGGAGUGCCAGCCUGUGUGUCUGUUCGGAGGGCGGGAGCUGGUGGAAGGAGACCGUAAAGCCGUCAGGGACUCUUCUGGAAGGUGCCUGCUGUUCGAAUGCCGGGAGCGGACGAUGCACCGAGUGGUUCCCAGCGAGCCCUGUCCUGAACUCUCCUGCCCCGAGUCCGAGCAGGUGGCUCUGAGCGACCGCUGCUGCAAAGUCUGCAGAGGUCAUGACUUCUGCUCCGAGGGCCACAGUUGCCUGGAGCACUCUGACUGUGUGAACCUUGAGGCCGGAGACUGCUGCGUCUGCAAAGAUGGCUUCAGACCUCUGAGAGACGACAACGCCUACUGCGAAGGUGAGGACAGGCAGGAGCAGACCAAGCGGCUGUGGCCUGGUGUUAAUGAGGACCCGGCUUCAAAGGCCUCGCGCGCAGCACGCCGCGACGCGCAGGACAGCAGAACCGAAGCGACGGCAGCCGCGACAUCCGGGCACAAGCCAAAGGACAGACAAGACACCUACGAACACCACCCACGCAAGCGCGGGACGGAGAAGCGGGACGACGAAGCACAGCCGACAGAGCGAAAGUGA